UCCUUUUUUUCUAAUUAUUUAAUCAUAAUUAAUGUGUUCAAGUCCCACCCCUAUUUUCAAUUAUGUCAUCCUAUUGUGAUGUAUAUGACUAAAAUAUUGCAUAUUUCGUAAAAUAAUAAUCAGUGUUAUCAGUGUUAUUUUGUAAAUGUCCCAGUCUCUAACUGACCCAGACCUGGAGGAUCUUCUACAACACAACCAGGAAUCAGAUGUAUUAAAUAAGCACAAACAUCCAUACGAUAAAUGUUCUGUUGAUGGUACAAAGGAUCAGGCAUAAGGACCACAACACCACAACAUCAACAGGUCACCAGGGGACAUGUUUAAUUGUAAUCAGAACUAUAACAACAAAGAAAAAAAGAUUAAAUUCAAUUCAAUUCAAAAAAUACUUUAUUAAGCCCAGAGGGAAAUUGAUUGCUGUAGUAGCUCAGAAUAAUAAUAAUAAUCAAGUCAUCAAAGCGUUAUUGUAUAUUGCAAUGGCUGUUGGCAGGAAGGAUCUCCAGUAGCGGUCAGUGUUGCAGCGAAACUGAAGAAGCCUCUGACUGAAGACACUCUUCCGUUGUCGGACAGUCUUGUGAAGAGAAUGCUCAGGGUUGUCCAUAAUUUUCUUGAUUCUCUGGAGAAUCCUCCUUUGCAUUAUCUCCUCCAGUGGUCAAUCAGCUGCUCCCGAUGUUAAACCAGCUUGUUGCCAUGGUUACGCAUCAUAACACAUGUUCAAAAACUGAAAAAAGCUAAAAAAAAUAGCAGUAAAAAUCCUCCAAGCUUCACAGCACCAGAAACAGAAAAGUAAAGUGUCCAAAAAAUAAGUUUUUCUUGAGAAACUAGAAGAAAAAAUGUCCAAGAAAAGGCAUAACUUACAUAUAGUCAACAGAGCUAAUCCAACAUGCAGCCGCACAGAGCAGUGCAGUUCCGGGAGAACAAAAAAAAUAAUGAUAAUAAUGGUCAGGGAAACGGAAUCUACCAGCAUCAGCUUCCUUUGAUGAUGUCAUAAAGGGCACAGUCCUAUAUAAAGGGCAAACAUAAAGCAGGCACACAGACAGCUUCAUUUGCAGAUUGGUUUUAGACCUGAACAGACCUACAAUGGCUACUGGUGGACCACACGAGGGAAACAUGGAGGUAUUUUCAGACACAUAUGAAGCUGAAUUAGACCAAAGAUAUGAGAUUUUACAAAGAGAAUUACGAGAUCUGGAAGUCAAAAAACUAGUUUUUGGUAACCAGGAACGCGACUUUGAACAAAGGGUGGAUGCGUUUGAGAAAAACAUAGCUUGCAUCAGGGAAAGUCUCCAAGAGGAAAGACAGAAAUUGGAAACAAAAACGCAGGAUCUGGAGAAAAGAGAAUGCCACUUUGAGGAUCAACAAAAGAAACUAACGAAUCAUGUUGAUGAACUAAAGACUAGCUCUCAGAAAGGAAGAGAUAAUUUUGUUUCAACUCAGUUACUCGACGAACACAGAGUAAAGAUUGAGUUGGAAAACAGGGAACUGCAGAAACAAAGACAAGAAAUUCAAGAUGAGUGGAAUAAGAUUAAAGAAACUCAAAUUGCAAAUUGUGAGAUGGCCAAAAACUUGAAUAAGACACAAGAGAAAGUCAGAGAUUUAUGGAAAGCUUUACAGGUAAGCGAAGAGAGAUCAACAGAAGAAAUUAGUAACUUGAAAAGAGAUCUGGAAAGACAGAAAUUAGAGUUUAUCGAAUCUAAGGAACAAACAGAAAGGGAGUUAACUGCAGAAAAGCAGGCUCUCCGCGAUGAGAAGGAGCGUUUAAACGCUGGGAAAAUUACUCUACAGAACCAGAUCGUUGAGUUUCAGACUGAAUCAGAGCAGAUCCGACAGAUUCUGCUCAAAGACAAACUAGAUGUUCAACUUCUGAGAGAAAAUCUGCAGGAGGACAAAUUGGAGGUAAUGAAAACAGCAGAAGGGUUUGUGAAAGAUUUCAACGAAAGUUUACAGGAUUUGAAGGAGAAGCUGGAAUUUCUGAGUCUUGAGAAGAGAAGUCUGGAGGAAGAAAAACAACGUUUCCUGAUGACCAAGUCAGAAUCAGAGCAGGAACAAGGGAGGCUUUACAAAAUCCUCGAGGAAGAAUUAGACAAUUUGCAUUUGGGAAAACAAAGUCUGGAAACACAAGUGAUGGACUUUAGGGAAGAAAUUGCUGCAGCAGGUAAGAUCUUAAAAGAGAAGGAAACUGCUCUAGAAGAAGGGCUGGAGGGUCUGAGACUUCAGAGAGAAACUCUGGAGGAAGAAAAGACAAAUUUCCAGCUAACAAAGUUCAGAUCGGAAGAGGAGAAUAAGGGAAUACAGGCUUACCUCCAACAAGAGCUGAAAAAAUUACGAGUUGGGCAACAGAGUCUAGACAAACAGAUGAUGGAGUCUGAACAGAGAAACAUAAACUCAGAGCAGAUCAUUCAAGACAUUCGACGGGUUCUUCAGGAAGAGAGAGACUGUUUAGUAAUGCUCCGACAAAACCUGGAGGAAGAGAAACAACGUUUCCUGAUAACUAAGUCAGAAUCAGAGCAGGAACAAGGGAUGAUUUACAAAUUCCUCCAGGAAGAAUUAGACAAUUUGCGUUUGGGAAAACAAAGUCUGGAAACACAAGUGACGGACUUUAGGGAAGAAAUUGCUGCAGCAGGUAAGAUUUUAAAAGAGAAAGAAACUGCUCUAGAAGAAGGGCUGGAGGGUCUGAGACUUCAGAGAGAAACUCUGGAGGAAGAAAAGACAAAUUUCCAGUUAACAAAGUUCAGAUCGGAAGAGGGGAAUAAGGAAAUACAGGCAAAAGAGCUGGAAAUAUUCCAAAUUAGGCAACAAACUCUCAUCAAACAGAUGACAGACUCUGAAGAGAGAAACAUAAACUCAGAGCAGGUCAUUCAAGACAUUCAACGGGUUCUUCAGGAAGAGAGAGACUGUUUUGUAACGCUCUCACAAAACCUGGAGGAAGAGAAACUAGAGUUUAUGGAAAAAAGGGAAGCAGAAACUCACCUUUUAAAGGAGAAACAACAAGCUCUGGAAGAAGGGGUUGAACUUUUGACUCAAGAGGUAAUUAAUUCUUUGGAAGCGAGAAUGGAUGAAAUUGACAGACAUGUUGGACAAUGUUUCCAGCUUCUUCAAGAGGAAGAGGGGGGUUUAGAUCAGAUUGUGCAGGAGCUGGAAGCAGCAUUUUUAAAUGUCGAAGACGAGCAGCCACCUGUGGAGGACGAGUCAGACAGUCCCACAGCUGCGUCUGAAGAUCUGGGGGAACUGAAUUUAGAAAAAACUGUGACUACCCAUGUACCCAGUGACGGGAACCCAACUCUUCAUGGUCCUCAUGAUGAUGAUGAUGUCAGGGAACUGAGUUUAGAAAAAACAAAGACAAAUUCAGAGGAGGAGCAUGAAGAAAAGUAUGAAUGCUUCCUAGAUGAGUUCCAGUAUUUAGAAGCUGGGAAUCAGAGUUUAGAAGAACAGAAGAUGGACUCUCAAGAGAAUGAAAAAGAUUCAGCCCAGAUUCAUCAGGAGGUGCAAACUCUGGCUGACCAUGUCUUGGGAACUGGAUACCUGUUGGGUACCCAGUACCUUGGUACCCAGCAAUGGGUUAGAGGGCACUUGUUACUUGGUACCCGAUACAGGGGCCCCUGCUACGCAGUAUGUCCUCAUAAUGAUGAAACACAAACGAUUGAACUAAGGGAAGAAAUGCAGAAAGCAUCUUUAAACGUCGAAGACGAGCAGCCACCUGUGGAGGACGAGUCAGACAAUCCCACAGCUGUGUCUGAAGAUCUGGGGGAACUGAAUUUAGAAAAAACAGUGACUACCCAGGUACCCAGUGACGGGAACCCAACUGUUCCCAGUCUUCAUGAUGAUAACGACGAGCUUCCAGAGAACCCCGGGCCUGCCCAUGGGAGCGCUGAAGAAGAAUGGGAGGCUGAAGAAGACUGGGAGGCUGAAGAGCCAACGUCUUCUACAUCUGGCCUAGGAUCCAGCUGGGACUAAUCCGACUUCUACUAGAGACGACUUCUUCCAGAACACCAAUGAAGAUCAGAAAAGCAUAUAAAAGUGAAGUAGGGAGCUUGGCAUGGGUUUAGAUUUUUUAAAACUAGGAAACAGAGAAUUUGAAUCAGGAAAACGUAAAAUUUUCAGAGAGAAGAAACUGAAUGGGUGAGAGAGUAGAUGCUGCAGACCUGCAGGAACAGGAUUGCAGGCAGAGGAAAUAAUACGAACAGCCAAUCUAAAUUUAGUAAGUAGUAACACACAGUAACACGAGGGAUUAAACAAAGGCUCAAAGUUUAGAAGAGCAGAAAAUUAACCUGUAGUUCUUCAAGAGCUUCUGCAGGAGGAAAUAGGAAUGGGUUAAAGAUUUUAGCUCUAACAAUUACGCUUAUCAGAGCUUCUAGUUUCCGUAGACUAAGAGUCAAUACCUUAGAUGGGUUGGCUCUUGAUUUAAAAUGCCACUACAUUAGAGAGUUUUUACACUAUGUGUCUAGGAUGUAGCUUCUUCCACCAACAGGUACUAAAAUACAAACGAAGAAAAAAAAACGCAGCACAGGUGACAUCUCAACCGAUCAAAUCAUUUCUGUGUCUCCGUGUGCUGCGUGGGGGUUUUCUCUGGGUGCUCCAGUUCACCCCCAACACAAAAUCCUAAAAUCCUGACAUGUUAAGCCUAAUUUAUACUUCUCCGUCAUCGCCACGAGGGAGAGGCACGCUCGCACGGACGGAGACAAUUUGCCCUAAGACUUCUCCGUCUCCUGGGGAGUGUUGCAAAGCAAUUCCCCGCUAGGACAUUUAACCCUCUCAGGCUCAAAAUAAGUGGGGCCGACUGGAGCUGUCUGAGCAGGGCCGACCAGGUACAGAUGGGAAUGGCCCAUAAGAGUCAAUACCUUAGAUGGGUUGGCUCUUGAUUUAAAAUGCCACUACAUUAGAGAAUUUUUACACUAUGUGUCUAGGAUGUAGCUUCUUCCACCACCAGGUACUAAAAUACAAACGAAAAAAUUAACACAAAAAAAAUAAAUAAACGCAGCACAGGUGACAUCUCAACCGAUCUAUCCAUUUCUGUGUCUCCGCGUGCUGCGUGGGGUUUUUCUCUGGGUGCUCCAGUUCACCCCCAACCCCAAAUCCUAAAAUCCUGACACGUUAAGCCUAAUUUAUACUUCUCCGUCAUCGCCACGAGGGAGAGGCACGCUCGCACGGAUGGAGACAAUUUGCCCUCAGACUUCUCCGUCUCCUGGGGAGUGUUGCAAAGCAAUUCCCCGCUAGGACAUUUAACCCUCAAAAUAAGUGGGGCCGACUGGAGCUGUCCGAGCAGGGCCGACCAGGUACAGAUGGGAAUGGCCCAUAAGAGUCAAUACCUUAGGUUGGCUCUUGAUUUAAAAUGCCACUACAUUAGAGAAUUUUUACACAAUGUGUCUAGGAUGUAGCUUCUUCCACCACCAGGAACUAAAAUAUAAAGAAAAAAAUUACCCAAAAAAAAAAACGCAGCACAGGUGACAUCUCAACCGAUCAAAUCAUUUCUGUGUCUCUGUGUGCUGCGUGGGGGUUUUCUCUGGGUGCUCCAGUUCACCCCCAACCCCAAAUCCUAAAAUCCUGACACGUUAAGCCUAAUUUAUACUUCUCCGUCAUCGCCACGAGGGAGAGGCACGCUCGCACGGAUGGAGACAAUUUGCCCUCAGACUUCUCCGUCUCCUGGGGAGUGUUGCAAAGCAACUCCCCGCUAGGACAUUUAACCCUCUCAGGCUCAAAAUAAGUUUUGAUAAAAGGACGAA
Nothobranchius furzeri (turquoise killifish) is the source of this 5711-nucleotide messenger RNA. The record is from RefSeq and is a predicted model, not a curated record. Lineage: Eukaryota; Metazoa; Chordata; Actinopteri; Cyprinodontiformes; Nothobranchiidae.